AUAUUAUCAUAUAUUUUACAAACUUAUCCCAUCUCCCUCGUAACUAUAAUUCGUAAACUCAUUUUCCUCAUCCUUUUGACGUUUUCGGUCACUGUCGGCGCUUUUCUCAACGAACAAACCCUAAAAACCUUAUCGAUUAAUUCAGAUAAAGCUUUUUGCUUAUCACUCCACCACUCGACCCGCGGACCCCCGACCGAAUGCCGCCGACAUAGGAAACGCCUGCACUCGAUCCAUACUCACCAACAAACAACAUCCUAAUACCCGACGCUGCUCAUUACCACCGAAUUUCCUGUCGCGAUAUUGUUCGAAGGACAAUUAUUAUUUGACGAAUUCUGAGUCAUUACGAGCGAGAACCCUAAUUUACAACCUCGGGUUUGUGCCGGGACAAGCCGCACGUAGGCAUUCUCAACGCCUCUCAACAUCAAUCAUCCUCCGACCCCUCUAAGUCGAACCACCCUUCAACACUCACAACACAGUCGCAAUGCUUCCCACAGCCGACCCCUUCUCCCACGCGCUCUCCUCCAACGCCUCCUGGGCCUCCUACAAAUCGCACCAGAACCCGGCCUUCUUCCCAACGCUCGCGACUGGGCAGACGCCCACUAUCCUCUGGCUCGGAUGCUCCGACUCGCGCAUCCCUGAGACCACGGUCCUUGGAUUGCAGCCCGGUGACGUCUUCGUCCACCGCAACAUCGCCAACAUCGUCAGCCCGACCGAUAUCAACUCCAGCGCAGUCAUCGAGUAUGCUGUCGCGCACUUGAAGGUCCAGCAUAUCGUGCUGUGUGGACACACGAGCUGUGGCGGUGCUGGAGCGGCGCUGGGAGAUAGUCGCGUUGGUGGAGUUUUGGAUACAUGGCUCACACCGCUGAAGAAGCUGAGGCGCGAGAACAAGGCUGAGCUUGAGGCGAUUACUGAUCAGGCCGCGAGGGCUGCUAGGUUAGCGGAGCUGAAUGUCGCGGCGGGCGUGGAGACGCUGUUGAGCAAUGUUGUUGUUGAAGAUGCGGUGAACGAGCGCGGGUUGCUUGUUCACGGUGUACUGUUUGAUAUUGGGAGUGGCAAACUGAGGGAUCUGGGAGUGGGUAAUUCGAAGGCAAACUUUGUGGAGAGCGAGAGGAUUGUCAGGGGUAACCAUGGGAUGUUGGUCUUUGGGGGUGAGGGCUCUACGUUGGCGACUAGGUGAUGAAUUUGUAUCAUCGACGUAGAAAUCAAUCAUUGCAAUGCGAAAGCAUGGAGUAGAGGAGUUGAUACCCGGCGAGGAGGGAGGCAGACGCCGGUGGAUUGGAGCAGUCCCGGUUUUGAUUUUUAAACGGCCAUGCGGAGUGCUGGUUUUGGGGGAUGGGGUUGGAGGCACAGUCUACUGCAGUACGAACAUGACUCUAUUCUUUUAACAAGAAAGAAAGGUGGCUAUAGGUCCGUUGAGUGUAUUUCUCUUUUCUCAAUGUAGCAAGCGCUGGAGAAUAGGAAUGCCCAUUGUGCAACAAGAAUUGGUCUUGUACCUAAUUGUCUAUACGUGUUGAGGUUUAAUUUGUGCAAUGCGUGAUGAUACCGUACGAAUAUCCACCAUAAAAAUUGUCAGGUG
This is a messenger RNA of Pseudogymnoascus verrucosus, 1576 nucleotides long. RefSeq lists its product as uncharacterized. Gene Ontology annotation, cellular component: cytoplasm. Gene Ontology annotation, molecular function: carbonate dehydratase activity; zinc ion binding. The transcript has 2 exons. The record is from RefSeq and is a predicted model, not a curated record. The coding region runs from base 482 to 1177 and encodes 231 amino acids. Gene Ontology annotation, biological process: carbon utilization; cellular response to carbon dioxide; cellular response to oxidative stress. Lineage: Eukaryota; Fungi; Ascomycota; Leotiomycetes; Thelebolales; Thelebolaceae.